UUGACACUUGUCGAAAUUGGUUAUCGGAUUUGCGUCAAUCAAUUCGGGGGUGUUUUCGUCCAAAUCCCAACAAUUCCAGUUGGGAACGGUGCACGUGCGUAAAUUCCCACAAAAGCCCCCACCAUGGCGCUGGAAAACACGGAGCCUGUGGCCAAAUCGAAAAAACCUUCAGACAGCGCCUUCAAGCAGCAGCGUCUGCCUGCCUGGCAGCCCAUUUUAACAGCCGGGACUGUUCUACCUACGUUUUUCGUCAUCGGGAUAGCGUUCAUUCCAGUGGGAAUUGGGUUGUUGUAUUUUUCGGAUGAAGUGAAGGAGCUGGUUAUUGACUACACCAACUGCAACAAAACAAGGGACGUCAAUGGAACUUUCAAUGAGACAUCUGAGCGUUGUGCUGAUGUCAUCGCCAAUAACGCUACUGAAGAAUGCAACUGUACCAUUCCCUUCACCCUCGAAUCGGAUUUUAAAGGAAAAGUCUACAUGUAUUACGGUUUGAGCAAUUUCUACCAGAACCACCGACGGUAUGUAAAAUCGCGCGACGACUACCAGCUACUAGGCAACUUAAACCCAGAACCAUCAGCAGACUGUACCCCCUUUGCUAAAACCAAAGAUGGCAAACCGAUAGCACCCUGUGGCGCUAUAGCCAAUUCUUUGUUCAGCGACGUACUUACUUUGAAGCGUUGGGAGAACAACAAAGCCUGGGCUGAUGUCACUUUACUAAGAAGAGGGAUUGCAUGGGACUCUGAUAAAAACAUCAAAUUUCGAAAUCCUGAUGGAGGUGAUUUGAAAGAGGCUUUCAAGGAUUAUGCUAAACCCCUAGCAUGGAAGAAAAAUGUGUGGGAGUUGGAUCCUGAAGAUGAAGAUAAUAAUGGGUUUCAAAAUGAGGAUUUGAUUGUGUGGAUGAGGACUGCCGCGUUGCCUACUUUUAGGAAACUGUAUAGAAAAAUUGACCAUGACCAAGACGGGUAUAAAGAUGGGUUGCUUAACGGAAAAUAUUUACUUAAAGUGCAGUAUUCCUACAAUGUGUUGCCAUUUGAUGGGUCAAAACGGAUGAUUUUAAGCACCACGUCUCUCUUGGGUGGAAAAAACCCGUUCCUGGGCAUUGCUUACAUUGUGGUCGGGUGUGUGUGCCUUCUUCUAGGAAUAGUGCUGCUUUUUAUUCACAUAAAAUGUGGAAAAAGCACAAGUGAGAUGAUUAAUGUCAACCCUAGGACAAACUAUCAGUAAGAGCGACAUUCCUAUGUCUUAGAGAUUACAAGUGGCCUUAUUGUUACUAACUUCACCACAUUGAUUUAUUCAAGGCUGUCACCAGUCAUUAAUUUAUAGUAGUCGUAAGUUUAAUUGUGAUAAAUGUACAAGAAGAUUUUUUAAUUUAAAAUUGUAUAAUUGUAUUAUAUUUGUUCGUAAAUAAAUGUGACGUAUUAUAUAA
Molecule: messenger RNA, 1426 nt
Organism: Zophobas morio
Lineage: Eukaryota; Metazoa; Arthropoda; Insecta; Coleoptera; Tenebrionidae
Gene: CDC50
Product: cell cycle control protein 50A
Exons: 4
Coding region: 124-1224 (366 amino acids)
Cellular component (GO): plasma membrane; endoplasmic reticulum; Golgi apparatus
Source: RefSeq, a predicted model, not a curated record